ACUUCUUCUCGGCAGCUCAACACAAACAUCACAUCCCCGGGUCUCUCCAUUCUCUCUCUCACUUCUCGCUCCUCUUCUCCUCGUAGCCACCAACCAAAAUGGAGAAUUCAGUCUCUGUGGCAGAACCUGUUGGUUUCCUCUUCCUCCAUAACACCCUCAACUGGAUCAUUAUGAUGCUCGAGAAGUUCUCACUAUACGUCCCUUUCUCCGCAUGCGUGUCUAUGCUCCUGGAUGCGCAACCGCUGAAGUGCAAAACCAGUCACCCUGGAGAUGAAGACAUCGGCCUAAGUAGCGAAGACAUGGAGGUGGUCAUGGACAGCGUGGGGCUAAGGCGCAACCACGAAGGUGAGCACCUCAAGGAGGAGACGGCCUCCGAUGAGAUCUCUAGCCUGUUUGAAGAGAGGGAGCCGAGUUUGGAAGAAGUAAAAGCUGCCUUCCAUGUCUUUGACGAGAACAACGAUGGGUACAUUGAUGCAGGGGAGCUACAAAGUGUUCUCCUUAAGCUUGGUUUCACAGAAGGGUUGGAGUUGGAUGCGUGCAUGAGCAUGAUAACUAUCUAUGACGAAAACCAUGAUGGAAAGAUAGGUUUCACCGAGUUUGUGAAGCUUAUGGAGAUCAGUUUUUGCUGAAACUUUUCUCUCUCUUUCUUUCAUGUACUCCCCUUCUUCGGAUUUGUAUAAACUGAAUCCAUAAACGAGUAUUUCGAUCAAAUUUGAAAUCCUUGUGCCAAUUUGCCA
Musa acuminata subsp. malaccensis (wild Malaysian banana) is the source of this 737-nucleotide messenger RNA. Its product is annotated as probable calcium-binding protein CML45. Gene Ontology annotation, molecular function: calcium ion binding. Lineage: Eukaryota; Viridiplantae; Streptophyta; Magnoliopsida; Zingiberales; Musaceae. The record is from RefSeq and is a predicted model, not a curated record.